AUGAAAACUAACGAAUUGAACCCUACUUUUGACCCCAAUAUUCCUAAAAAAAACACUAGUCUAGUUGAUAUGGUUCAGAAGCAACUGGAGAUAAGACAAAAUGAUUUGAAUAAAAUAAUUUUAUAUGUAAAUGUUUCAUAUGAAGAAAUUAAUGAAGUAGUAUUAAAUAGCUUACAUCGCUCAGAAAAUGUUGCAGCAGUGUAUGUUUCUAUAGAAGCGAAUCUUGUGAUGUGUGCGGAUAACAAAUCUGUAGUGAGAAGUACCGUCAAUACCAAAUCAAUAUUUUUAAUGAUGAUCACAAAGAAAUUUAAUCGAUAUUGGGUGAAAUAUCAGAUUGAUUCGUCCUUGGGUGGUCAAUACUAA
Clunio marinus is the source of this 363-nucleotide messenger RNA. The record is from the annotation of a GenBank genome assembly. NCBI's taxonomy places the organism in Eukaryota, Metazoa, Arthropoda, Insecta, Diptera, Chironomidae.